Molecule: messenger RNA, 939 nt
Organism: Paramecium tetraurelia
Lineage: Eukaryota; Ciliophora; Oligohymenophorea; Peniculida; Parameciidae
Exons: 3
Source: RefSeq, a predicted model, not a curated record
AUGAGCGACGAAAAGGAAAAGCUCAAAAAAAAAAUACUACAUGACACAGAAUAGCUAGCCAAGGGUUAAAGAUUUGCCUUGUUCUCUUCUCCAGUCCCCUUGGGUUUAGGAGACGACAGUUACGAUUUCAAAAAGAGACCUCCUAGAGGGGAGAAUGGCAAACCGAUUACUCAACCUACCAAUAUGAAAAUUGGAGCCCCUAAAGGCGGGAAGAUAAGAAGCUCGUAUUUUAGUUAGGUUUCUUUUACUUCUAUUGGCGAUCCUUAUAUGGAUCCAGAAAGAAAGGAUUUGCAAUAUGAAUUGGAAAAAACAAAGAAGAUACUAUUUAAAGAUCAGCCGUUUAGACCUGCAUCAGGUUAUAAGGAAUUAUUAGGAGGGCCUUGGCCACAUAUGAAAGAUUUUGAUAUGAAGAAGACUAGAAACUAUAAAACUGCUGAUGGACGAGUUUGGUCAGCUCCUCGCAAUAUCACAACAAAUCCUGCUAAUAAGGAAUUAUCAAAGGGAUAUCCGCAUCAAAAGGAUGAAUACGAUAGGUUUCAUUAAUAUCAAUUGAAAUUAUAAAUGGAAGCAAAAAGAAGGGAAAAAGAAGUUGCUUUCAGAACAACAGUAGCAGGAGGGGAGAAUUUCAAUAAAGACAAAUAAGUAUUUGGAUCGGAUGGAAAAGCUCCUCCUCCAAAUAAAGAGAAGCCUCAUGAUAUGCACAUAAUGAAACAUGAAUAAAAUUUCAAGCCUUCAAACCCAGGUAAGAAGGGCAUUGAAGGAGAAUUUGAAUAAAUUACUUAUAAACCAGAUCCACUGAAACCCAUGAAAAGAAAGGAAUGGCCUAAAGGAAAAGAAUAAUUCAGACCCAACCAUUUAGUCGUAAUGUCAAGGCCAACUCCAUCAAUUACGUGUUUUAAAUAGAACAUUAGAAGAGUAAUGAGUGCGAAAGGAUUCUGA